UUAUAACAGACAAGAGCCAGAAGAAGCAGCAGCAGGAAGGGGGAAAGGCACCAAGCGAAAUCCAUGGCGCAAUCGAGCUCGGCGGAGAAGAAGACGGCCGCUGAGGUGGUCGCGGCGCUGGACCUGCACCGCCACCCCGACGGCGGCUUCUACCUGGAGACCUUCCGCGACCCCUCCGUCGCGCUCCCCAAGUCCGCUCUCCCGUCCCGCUAUAAGGUGGACCGUGCUGUGAGUAGUGCAAUCUAUUUCCUACUGCCUGCCCAGGAGAUAGCUCGGUUGCACCGCAUCCCUUGCGCCGAGACAUGGCACUACUACAUGGGAGAGCCUCUCACUGUAUUCGAGGUGCAUGAUGACGGGCAAGUCAAGAUGACAGUUGUUGGUCCUGAUCUUCAACACGGGCAGAGGCCGCAGUACACAGUCCAUCCGAAUGUCUGGUUCGGCGCCUUCCUGACCCAUGACAUCGAGUCCUUUACUGAAGACAGAAGUGUUUUCAUUAAGGCGCCUGGGAGAGACCCUGAUCUGCACUAUUCUUUCGUCGGUGUGACCUGUGCUCCAGCAUUCCAAUUUGAGGAUGAUGAACUGGCCACACGUGAUGACAUGAAAGCUUUGGCUCCGAAGGCAGAAGCUUUCAUCAACUACCUAAUACCAUCUUAGUGCAUUGCUUCUGCAAGUAGCUUGUUCUUCGCAUUGAGCAUCAUUCUGUAUCAGCUUGUAGUUACUGAAUAUUAGUGUGUGAUCUGAUGUUCAGACUUUACCUGCAAAAGUAGUUUGGCACGGAAGUUCAUGUCAUCAUGGAAGUUUUCUUAUGGUUUGUGUGUGAUCUGACGUUCAGACUUUGCCUGCAAAAGUAGUUUGGUACGGAAGUUCAUGUCAUCAUGGAAGUUUUGUUAUGGUUUGCACUUGUUUCUUUCGGACAAAAUGGUGACAUAUGCUUAA
Molecule: messenger RNA, 936 nt
Organism: Brachypodium distachyon (stiff brome)
Lineage: Eukaryota; Viridiplantae; Streptophyta; Magnoliopsida; Poales; Poaceae
Exons: 3
Coding region: 64-654 (196 amino acids)
Cellular component (GO): intracellular anatomical structure
Source: RefSeq, a predicted model, not a curated record